Zea mays is the source of this 1857-nucleotide messenger RNA. RefSeq lists its product as uncharacterized. Gene Ontology annotation, cellular component: cytoplasm; preribosome, small subunit precursor; nucleolus. Gene Ontology annotation, biological process: rRNA processing. Lineage: Eukaryota; Viridiplantae; Streptophyta; Magnoliopsida; Poales; Poaceae. Gene Ontology annotation, molecular function: snoRNA binding. The record is from RefSeq and is marked predicted.
CGACUAGGGUUUUAGCACUCCCAGUCCCGGCUCCCGCCGUCGCCUCGACGCUUCCCCCCUCUUCCUCCGCCGCCAACCCAGCGAGAGAGCUCCCAGUCCGCGAAGACAUGGCGGGGAAGAAGCGCAAGUCCGGCUCCGAGAAGCCGACGAAGCACCGCCUCCCGCUGGGAGCCGAUGCCGACGCUGUCGCCGAAGCCUCGAAGCGCCGCCGAUCGGGCGCCACCAAGCAGCACCAGGCGGACGAGGAAGCGUCCAUCCCGCCCUCUCUCAGCGCCAAGAUCCUCCGCGAGGCGCGCAAGCAGCAGGAAGAGGAGAUGCGCGCCGACUCCAGCGACGAACAGCGACCCUCAGCCGUCGAGGCGACCGCGGGGCCGUCCACGUCGUCCUCGUUUCCCGUCCCCGCCGCCGACGGCGAGAAUGAGGGGGACGACGUCGAUGAGUUCGACGGGUUUGACGCGCUGAGCGAGUACGAUGGCGGUGAGGUGGAGAUCAACGAGGAGGACGAGAAGGCCCUCGCUGCUUUCAUGUCAAAGGACAAAGCUGCCGAGCGCACCCUUGGCGAUAUCAUUCUCCAGAAGAUCAGGGAGAAGGACGCCGAGGUCGCAACUGGUGAAGGACGACCUCGUGUAAAAUUGGACAACAGCAUUAUUGAACUUUAUAAAGAGGUUGGGAAGUUCUUAAGCCGGUACACGAGUGGGAAAAUUCCGAAAGCCUUCAAGCGCAUACCAUCGAUGGAGUGCUGGGCAGAUGUUGUGCAGCUAACGGAGCCAGAGAAUUGGUCUCCUAAUGCCGUGUAUCAAGCAACACGCCUCUUCUCUUCGAACAUGAACACAAAGAAUGCUGAGCGGUUCUAUGAAGCCAUUUUGCUACCCCGUGUUCGAAAUGACAUAAGGAAGAACAAGAGGCUGCAUUUUGCACUCUACCAGUCGCUGAAGAAGGCCCUUUAUAAGCCCGCGGCAUUUAACAAGGGAAUUUUGCUACCACUCUGUCGGGAAAGGAAUUGCACCCUACGCGAAGCAGUGAUUAUUGGGAGUAUUAUCCAGAAAGUUUCCAUUCCAUUUCUCCAUGCAAGUGUAGCUCUAGUAAAACUAGCAGAGAUGGAGUACUGUGGCACUACAAGUUACUUCAUCAAGCUAUUUCUAGACAAGAAAUAUGCUUUGCCAUACCGUGCACUUGAUGCAGUGCUUGCCCAUUUCAUGCGUUUUGUUGAUGAUGAGAGGAUCAUGCCUGUUAUAUGGCAUCAAUCACUGCUUGCAUUUGUGGAAAGAUACAAGAACGAGUUAGAGAAAAAGGAUAAGGAGAAACUUGCACGUUUGUUGGAUCACCAGAAACACUAUUUGGUUACUCCAGAAAUUCGAAGGGAGCUUCGAGGGAGCUGCAACAGGGGUGAAAAAGAUACAAAUUUGCAUACUUUGUCACCUAUCUCCGUCAUUACCAAGCCUAUCGAGGAAGACAAAUGGGACGUACCACAAGUGCCAAUGGAGGAAGAUUAGCCAGAUUCUCCAACAUCGAUUUUUACACUUCAUUUGUUUUUGAAUUAAAUUUCUAAAGAUAUUGCUGUAUUUUAUUGGGCGUGAACUUUUAGUGCCAAUAUUGGGGUAAAAUAGGUUCCCAGUAGAUUGGGCCCCCAAUGUUCUGAGGGCAUUUUGCAGUCGGAAUGUGAUUCACACACAGAAAAGUUUGUUUUGAUCAUUUGGAGCAUUCCAAGGGGGCAUUCAGCAUGGACAUGUAGCAUACUGUCUUUCGCAGAAGUGGGUAAGAAAUGGUUGAUCAUGUUACUUUGUAGCUGCGACAACUAAAGGUGUACCAUACUUGAACCAGAAAUGAAAAUGAAUAACCCGGAGUUCGUUUGGUUUU